AUGACGGUUGAACUGGCGCUCGUUGUGCCAUCGAAAGAAGAACCGUACGGAGGAGGAGGAGGCUAUUUUGGAGCAACAACUCAGGUGCCUCGAAAGAUCCCAUCGGAGACUGACAGACUUGAUCUGCAGGGCAAUAACAUCAGUGUCAUCUACGAGUCGGACUUCCAAGGAUUGGCGAAGCUGCGAAUACUGCAACUGACAGACAACCACAUCUACACCAUCGAGAAGGAUGCCUUGCACGAUCUGAUCUCGCUGGAGAGAUUGCGACUUAAUAGCAAUCGCUUAAAAUCUAUACCAGAUAAUUUUUUAUCCAGUGCCGUUAAUUUAUUACGAUUGGAUCUGUCACACAAUGCACUCACUGCCGUACCGAAACGUGCGUUCAAGGGAGCACCGGCGCUGCGCAGUCUUCAGCUGGACAACAAUCAAAUCACCUGCCUGGAUGAAGGUGCCGUGAAAGGACUAACAGAGCUGGAGAUAAUGACCUUAAAUAAUAAUAACAUCACCACGCUUCCGCGCGACAUGUUUGCCGGAAUGCCACGCCUGCGAGCGCUGCGCCUUUCGGAGAACCCGUUUGCGUGCGAUUGUCAUCUUUCCUGGUUGGCACGGUAUCUGAAGAAUGCAUCACGUCUGGCACCGUACACUCGGUGCCAUUCGCCCGGUCAGCUCAAGGGCCAGAAUGUGGCGGAUCUGCACGAGCAGGACUUCAAAUGUUCCGGCCUCACCGAGAACGCCCCGAUGGAGUGUGGCGGUCGAAGCCUCUGUCCCCAUCCGUGCCGCUGUGCCGACGGAAUUGUCGACUGUCGGGAGAAAAGUCUUAACACCGUACCGUCCACGCUACCGGAGGACACAACUGAGCUCCGGCUCGAGCAGAACUACAUCACCGAAAUUCCACCGAAAGCGUUCGCUAACCACCGGCGCCUUAAGCGGAUAGACUUGUCAAAUAACAAUAUUUCGCGAGUCGCCUACGAUGCCUUCAGCGGGCUGAAGUCCUUAACGUCGCUGUAAGUAUGCGACGACGCGGAAUCCGGAAACGGUGUCCCACUUCCUAGAGCACAACCCCAAAAAUCUGAGCAACACGAGUAGGACGUUAAAUUCUUAUCAUAAGUAAACAGAGUCGCCGUUUCCAUCCUCUUUACUAUGUCUAUAAAAAGCUCUCAGCCGUGGAAUCAACCGCUCCGAACACUAUCUCGAGCUCAUUCGCUCCCCCUCCUGACUAACGUCUUCUUUUGCAUGCAUUGGUGACCAUUUGCAGCGUUCUGUAUGGUAAUAAAAUUAAGGAUUUACCGGCGAGCGUUUUCAAAGGAUUAACCUCACUCCAGCUGCUACUGCUGAACGCCAACGAAAUCAGUUGCGUGCGAAGAGACGCUUUCAAGGUCCCGCACA
This is a messenger RNA of Anopheles coluzzii, 1383 nucleotides long. RefSeq names its product protein slit-like. Bases 1 to 1005 code for a protein of 334 amino acids. NCBI's taxonomy places the organism in Eukaryota, Metazoa, Arthropoda, Insecta, Diptera, Culicidae. The transcript has 9 exons. The record is from RefSeq and is a predicted model, not a curated record. Gene Ontology annotation, cellular component: plasma membrane. Gene Ontology annotation, molecular function: protein binding.